GGAGAAGAAGAAGAAGAAGAAGAAGAAGAAGAAGAAGAAGAAGAAGAAGAAGAAGAAGAAGAAGAAGAAGAAGAAGAAGAAGAAGAAGAAGAAGAAGAAGAAGAAGAAGAAGAAGAAGAAGAAGAAGAGGGGUGAGGGGGGCAAGGAUGCCCCCUUAGUGAUUAUUGAUGAACUCCCUUCGGGCAAGCCCUCGGAUUCCCUCCCCCAAGUGGAUCUUGAUGAGGGGGCUUGGCCCCUGGAAAAGGUGCAGUUCCCCAUCAAGAAGGGGACAGCUAUUAUGCAUGGCACCCUUGAUCCGAGGGAGUUCCUGAGGGGCUCCACUCCCUCGCUGGAUCGAUCAACCCUUGGCAAGUUCGAGGACGAGUCUCUCGAGCUUAAGGCCCUUCAAGCCUCGGUCACGUCGAGCAUUGCCCUCGGGGAGCUAGUCAGGAGGGCGGAACAGCGCCGUGUUGAAAGGGCGAAGUCUGAUGAGGCCAUGCGGAAGCUGAUUGCUAAUAACACCGAGGCCAUCAGGCAACUGGCCGGUUUGGAGGAGGCCCUUCGGCAAUCUGAUCAGAGGCUAGAGGCUGCCAAAAAUGAGGCCAGGGCCGAGGGCAUCGCUAAUGGGAAGGCUGAGGCAGAGAAAGCUGCCGCCGAAGCCGCCAAAGCACCCGCCGAGGAAGCUGAUAAGGCCAAAGCCGAAGCCGUUGCUAAAGCCGC
Cuscuta epithymum is the source of this 699-nucleotide messenger RNA. The record is from the annotation of a GenBank genome assembly. Lineage: Eukaryota; Viridiplantae; Streptophyta; Magnoliopsida; Solanales; Convolvulaceae.